AUGCCUGGGUUUCUUCAGGUUUAUGGCUACGAAGACCCCAAAACAUCCAUCGGGUGGAAUAUUUCCACCACCCGCCAGCAGUUGAUAUCGUCUCUCAUGACCCUCGGCGCUUUCAUUAGCUCCAUGCUCGCAGGAGCAAUCGCCUCGAAAUUGAGUCGAAAGAUGUGUUUAUGGCUCUCCUGUGUACUCUGCGUAGUGGCCAACGUCAUUAUGAUGACAACAACGCACAUUGGAGCGCUCUACGUUGGUCGCCUGCUCAUCGGCUUGGGCAAUGGUGGCUUCAUGACGUUUUCGCAGCUUUACAUCCAAGAGACCAGCCCGGCAAAGUAUCGUGGACUAUUCAUGACCGGCUUUCAGUUUUGUGUUACCAUUGGAACUCUCCUCGGUACGAUCAUAGAUUGGGCAACCGCCCAACGCCCCGACAAGUCGGCAUAUCUGAUACCCUUAGGAGUGGUAUAUGCUGUUCCUGUUGUCAUCGCUGCAAGCCUCUUCUUCAUCCCCGAGUCGCCCCGAUGGCUUAUCAUGAGAGAUCGGAUUGAAGAAGGGAGGAAGGCUCUGGUGUGGCUAAGACCUACCGGUGUUGAUGUUGAGGACGAGGUCAACGAGAUACGAGGUGCAGUGCUUGAGGAUUUUGAGACGAAGAAGUCGGUAACAUUCUGGGACAUGUUCAAAGAUCCAAUCGACAGGAGAAGGACGAUCAUUUCCAUCUGCGCAGUAUGCUUACAAGGUGCUUCAGGUUCAAUGUUCAUCAUUGCGUACAAGGCAUAUUUCUUCACCAUCGCCAGAGUCGAGCACCCUUUCGCCAUGACCAACGUUUUGUCAACAUGUGGUCUUCUAGCAAUCAUUGCAAACGCACUGGUCGUGGUGCGCUACGGUCGUCGUCGGGUCUUCCUCCUGAGUGGCCUUAUUCUAUCCGGCUGCUUUCAGCUGAUCAUGGCAAUCACGUUUGACAAGCACCCGAACACAGUCUCGACUGGGAACCUGCUGGUAGCGAUAUCGUGCUUAUUCAUGAUAGCCUACAACGGGAUGAUUGCGCCGUACUCCUGGAUGGUCGCCGGCGAAGCUCCGUCUCAACGCCUGCGCAGCUACACUUUGGGCGUCGCGUCAGCUGCUGGAUAUUUCCUCGCCUGGCUGAUAACCUUCACUGCACCGUAUUUCAUCAACCCAAGCGCUCUCAAUUGGGGCCCGAGAUAUGGAUAUAUCUGGUUCCCUUCAUGCAUCAUCUCGGCUGUUUGGACGUAUUUCUACAUCCCAGAGCUUAAGGGCAGAACACUGGAGGAAAUUAACCAGAUGUUCCAUGCACGCUUGUCGGCCAGAAAGUUCCGCCAGUUCCAAAGCGCCACCAUAUCACGGAAGACCAGCCAGUCCAAGGCGGAUUUCGAAGGUAUCAAAGUCGAAAUGCUCGACAGGGCAUGA
Molecule: messenger RNA, 1416 nt
Organism: Colletotrichum siamense
Lineage: Eukaryota; Fungi; Ascomycota; Sordariomycetes; Glomerellales; Glomerellaceae
Gene: ecdD-3
Product: Major facilitator-type transporter ecdD
Exons: 6
Coding region: 1-1416 (471 amino acids)
Biological process (GO): carbohydrate transport; transmembrane transport
Cellular component (GO): membrane
Molecular function (GO): carbohydrate:proton symporter activity
Source: RefSeq, a predicted model, not a curated record